AAAAUUAGACCUUGUGUAUCCCAAGCACUCCGUCCGCCCAAUGAACAACGCUCCCAGAAAAUCGCCGUGAACAACGCUCCCAGAAAAUCGCCGAGAUAAAUCUGAGACAAAAACCCUCCCAAAAUCCAAAACCAAAUUCUUGUCCCGUUCGAUUCUUUUUUCCUGCGUCCAAUUCGCCAUUGUUUUCGCUUUCCUCCCUCGUCACCCAUAGCAGAGCUUAUGGCUGAAGCCGCUGAACUUGAUCAAAGUUUUGACGAACAUGAUGCGGAUGUUAUACCAGAGAACUCCCAACCUGAACAAAAUCAUGGACAUGAAAAUGAUUCAAUUAUAGUUGGUAGUGAAAAGAGGUGGCCUGGCUGGCCUGGAGAGAGUGUUUUCCGAAUGUUGGUGCCUGCACAAAAGGUUGGUAGUAUCAUUGGACGCAAAGGAGAAUUUAUCAAGAAAAUGUGUGAAGAGACAAAAGCUCGCAUAAAGAUUCUUGACGGUCCACCAGGAACGGCUGAACGUGCUGUUAUGAUAUCUGCCAAGGAGGAACCCGACGCCUCUCUUCCCCCUGCUGUUGAUGGCCUGCUCAGGGUUCACAAGCGGGUUGUGGACGGCUUGGAGGGUGAUUCUUCUCAUGCUCAGCCAGGCAUGGGAGGCAAGGUAUCAACUAGGCUACUGGUUGCAGCUGCUCAAGCAGGAAGUUUAAUUGGAAAACAAGGAGCAACUGUCAAAUCUAUUCAAGAAGCAUCUAGUUGUAUUGUUAGGGUCAUCGAAGACAUACCCAUUUUUGCUCUUGAAGAUGAUAGGAUCGUGGAGGUAGUAGGAGAGCCUGCUGGGGUCCACAAAGCAAUUGAACUUAUUGCUUCUCACCUGAGGAAAUUUUUAGUUGAUCGUAGUGUAAUUCCGUUGUUUGAAAUGCAAAUGCAAAUGCCUCAUCCUCAGAUGGAACACAUGCCUCCGCCCCAAUCCUGGGGUCCACCACCUCAAGCAUUUUCUCCAAAUGUCGGUGGAGGACCUGGUUAUGGAUCUCAUCCACAUUACAUGCCUCCUGCUAGGCAAGUUGAGAAUUAUUAUCCUCCAGUUGACAUGCCACCUCCACUAGAAAAGCAGCCUCAUCAGGGUAUAUCUGCCUAUGGAAGAGAAGCUCCGAUGAAUGCACAUGCAUCAUCGAAUGCUCAGCCACCACCAUCAAUGAUUACACAGGUCACACAGCAAAUGCAAAUUCCUCUGGCUUAUGCUGAUGCUGUAAUUGGUACAGCUGGUGCAAGCAUUAGCUACAUCAGACGUGCUAGUGGUGCAACUGUCACAAUACAGGAAACAAGGGGGGUUCCUGGUGAAAUGACAGUUGAAAUUAAUGGAACUGCAUCACAAGUCCAAACAGCUCAGCAGUUGAUCCAGAACUUUAUGGCCGAAGCUGCAGGAGGGCCAGCGCAGAAUCAGACAGGUGGGGCCACUGACCAAGGCUAUAACCCUUAUGCUGCUGCUCAAGGCUCCGUCUAUACGUCGCCACCAUCCAAUGCCACUGGGCAUGCAGCCCAAAGCGGAGGGUAUGGCGCAGUCUACGGGAACUAUGGUUAUUAAGUGGGAGCAGUUCUGUUUCAUCCGAUAAUUGGUACCCAUAUAAUGUAUCUCUAUUUUGAACUUGGUGUGAUAAAAAAAAGCAAAUAAUGCCUACUGAACUCAGUUGGCGGCACUGUACUAGGCUUUCUAGCUGGUUCAUUCAGACAGAAUUCGUUAUUAGGUUGAUUGUGUGUAAUAGGCUCCACUCUAAGAUCCGGACCAAUCUAUAUUUUUGGAAUUUUCUUUUGACUAUGGGCUUCUACGACUGUUGUUAUCUAUUACUACUAUCUUAGUUUCAUUAUUUUUGUGGGAAGUUUGUACUUUGACACUC
This is a messenger RNA of Rhododendron vialii, 1876 nucleotides long. RefSeq names its product flowering locus K homology domain. The record is from RefSeq and is a predicted model, not a curated record. Gene Ontology annotation, molecular function: mRNA binding. Gene Ontology annotation, biological process: regulation of gene expression. Bases 220 to 1566 code for a protein of 448 amino acids. Gene Ontology annotation, cellular component: nucleus; cytoplasm. NCBI's taxonomy places the organism in Eukaryota, Viridiplantae, Streptophyta, Magnoliopsida, Ericales, Ericaceae. The transcript has 7 exons.